Molecule: messenger RNA, 2011 nt
Organism: Magnolia sinica
Lineage: Eukaryota; Viridiplantae; Streptophyta; Magnoliopsida; Magnoliales; Magnoliaceae
Product: glucose-6-phosphate/phosphate translocator 1, chloroplastic-like
Exons: 6
Coding region: 517-1695 (392 amino acids)
Biological process (GO): transmembrane transport
Cellular component (GO): membrane; Golgi apparatus
Molecular function (GO): antiporter activity; phosphoglycerate transmembrane transporter activity; triose-phosphate transmembrane transporter activity
Source: RefSeq, a predicted model, not a curated record
UUUAUAAAUCUACUUUUCCCACCUUCGCCUUUCUUCAAUGCAAAAGGUUUGAUUUCGGUAGAGAAGAGAGAUCGAGCUUUCUAAGAUCUUCGUCUUUCCAGCUUUUCCACAGGCAUUCCUUCAUCAAUCUCGUAAAGAUCGCUGGAUUUCUCGUGACAUCCGUCGAAAAUCCGGAGAAAAACCAGAUCCUGAGGUUUUUAUAGCGCAUCCGUCGAAGAAGUGCAGGGAAUCGAGGGUUUUUGCAGAGAAAACAGUUGCAAAUCCUCUGUUUUCGACAUUUCUGUGGGAGAAUUGUUGAAGGAACGGAAGAUUGGCGAUUGAUCGUUGAAAGAACAGAGCCUGACGCGUUUUAUUGAGGUUUUUCUCUCUCGACUCGUGAAAUUCAGUUUGGAUCGCUGAAUCUUGAGUUUAGAGCACUCGAUCCAGCAAAGUCAUCGGAUUCUAGAUAUUUCCAGCGACUUCUGUCAAGGAUUUUAUUCUUUUUGAAUAUACAUCUGUCGAAUUUACUUCGAGAAGAUGAUAUUCUCUAUAAAGCAAUCAGGAGUUGCUCCUGUUGUUUCCGAUGUCAUUCGUCAAAAACUGCCGUCUCCAAAGCCUCGUCUGCCUUUGCUUCCUUCACUAUCAGCGAUGAAAAGCCCCAAAUUCUCUCUGUCCGUGCAGAAGCCACUCUACCUGUCUUCCUUCGAAGGCUUCGGAUCCUCCGCUGAGGGGCCGAGGUCUCGGAAGCUGAAAUUCGAGUGCAGUGCCUAUGAAGCGGAUCAUUCGGAGGAAGUCCCUAACCAGCAAGUGCGGUCUGCUGCCGCGCAGAAGCUGAAGAUCGGCAUCUACUUUGCGACAUGGUGGGCCUUGAACGUUGUAUUCAAUAUCUACAACAAGAAGGUCUUGAAUGUCUUCCCGUACCCAUGGCUCACGUCGACACUGUCGCUCGCUGCGGGAUCGCUGAUUAUGCUGAUCUCAUGGGCCAUAAGGAUUGCUGAACCGCCAAAAACGGAUCUAGGUUUCUGGAAGGCCCUUGCGCCGGUGGCAGUUGCCCAUACGAUUGGGCAUGUGGCGGCGACGGUGAGCAUGUCAAGGGUGGCGGUCUCAUUCACGCAUAUCAUCAAGAGUGGUGAACCGGCAUUUAGUGUUUUGGUGUCAAGGUUUCUGCUGGGGGAGAGUUUCCCAGUGCCAGUUUAUCUGUCGCUCCUUCCGAUCAUUGGAGGAUGCGCACUAGCUGCAGUUACAGAGCUCAAUUUCGACAUGAUCGGGUUUAUGGGUGCGAUGAUAUCGAAUGUGGCAUUUGUAUUCCGGAAUAUAUUCUCAAAGAAAGGGAUGAAGGGGACGUCAGUCAGCGGAAUGAACUACUAUGCUUGUCUCUCUAUGUUGUCUCUUGUGAUUCUCACUCCCUUUGCAUUGCAAGUGGAGGGCCCCCAGCUGUGGGCAGCUGGCUGGGAGAAAGCACUGUCUCAGAUUGGACCUCAAUUCAUUUGGUGGGUAGCGGCCCAGAGCGUAUUUUAUCAUCUAUACAAUCAGGUCUCAUACAUGUCUUUGGACGAAAUCUCCCCCUUGACGUUUAGCAUCGGAAAUACCAUGAAGAGGAUAUCUGUCAUCGUCUCAUCCAUCAUCAUCUUCCGCACUCCGGUCCAACCCGUCAAUGCACUUGGAGCUGCCAUCGCCAUCCUUGGAACUUUCCUCUAUUCUCAGGCCAAGCAGUGAAAAGGAGCUGAAGAAGGCCUGAUUGGGUUUCUCAGCUGCAAUGUUGUUAAUUGCAGCUUCCUCGUCAGUAAAACAGCAGACACUUGAUUUUGGUCAAGUAUCAGCAAUGGGUUUCUUCCUGUUGUAGAUAGGUUUUUAAAUGGGGUACAAUAGCAUGCAUCUCCUAAGAGUGGUUUAAGAAUAGAUGUCUGAAAAAAAAGAGACCCCUCCCUCAGUGGUGGUGGAAACAUCUCAAAUGUACCAGUUCCAAAUAAUAUGGAACUUGACGGCGUUGAUUUUGGAAAAAUAAUUCAAACUAUGCUUUUUUUUUUUUUUU